Messenger RNA from Momordica charantia (bitter melon), 2131 nucleotides. It is a transcript of the gene ATRAD17, whose product is annotated as RADIATION SENSITIVE 17. Gene Ontology annotation, molecular function: chromatin binding; DNA clamp loader activity. The record is from RefSeq and is a predicted model, not a curated record. Gene Ontology annotation, biological process: DNA damage checkpoint signaling; mitotic DNA replication checkpoint signaling; DNA repair. NCBI's taxonomy places the organism in Eukaryota, Viridiplantae, Streptophyta, Magnoliopsida, Cucurbitales, Cucurbitaceae.
GGUAAAUUUGUAAACCUCUGGCGCGACCAAACUUCUCUCUUCUUCUACCUGGAGAAGAGAUCUUCCAUUGAAACUCACUCUCUGCUCUGCUGAUUUGCCACUCCGAAUCUUCAAAAUGGAUUUACAACUCCCCUCCGUAUGGUUUUCUAAAUUAUAGAUUAUGUCUCGGAGGAUGAAGAAGACGGAGAAGAACCUGGUUUUAUUAUCGUCGGAUGAAGAAGAACACUGUAGCGGUCGAUCAUCUGGUUCGAAACGCAGUAACAGCAAGAUGAAGUCGAGAUCACCAUUUCCUCGGAAGAGCACUCGGCAAGUGAAGAAGGCUCGACUCCUAGGUUCUCGGUCUAGCUUGCAUAAGGAUUCCCGUAACUUUGACGAGUUCAACUUAAUAUGUGAAGAUUUUGAUCAAGUAUUUUCUGCCUUCAAGGUAUCUGCUGGUUCUGGGGGCAUUUGCACAAAUGAAUUAUGGAUUAAUAAAUACAAACCACGUUCGUUGGAAGAGCUUGCUGUACACAAGAAGAAGGUAGAAGAAGUGAAGGUAUGGUUUGAAGAAAGGUUGAGAUCACCUAAGGACCUUCCCAGCAAUCAUGUUCUUGUCAUCACUGGUCCUGCUGGAGUUGGGAAAUCCGCAACUGUUCAUGUGGUAGCAUCUCAUCUUGGAGCCAGAUUAUGUGAAUGGGAUACACCUACUCCUGUGGUUUGGCAAGAGCAUCUGCAUAACUCAAGUGCAGGGCUACAGUACACAUCUAAACUGGAUGAGUUUGAAAGUUUUAUUGAGAGAAUGAGGAAGUAUGGAGUAAUAUCUUCAUGCUCUCUUGGAGAAUCAAAACAACCGGUCAUACUCUUGAUAGAUGAUCUUCCUUUGACCCAUGGGAAGGCUGCUCUUCAAAGACUUCAGAACUGUUUGCAAAUUUUUGUGCAAUCAACUCAAGUUCCAACAGCCAUUUUGAUUACGGAUUGUGCUAAAGGUGAAACAACAGACCUCACCGUACGGUACUUGGAAGAGCUUCAGCUGUGUCUUGAGAAUGCUGGGGCUUGUAAGGUUGCAUUUAAUCCUGUAACUAAUAACUCCAUUAAAAAGGUAAUUUCCAGAAUUUGUAGUCAAGAACAGUACAAUCUGGCAGUUGAUCAGAUUGAUGCAAUAGCUAAAGCAAGUGGUGGUGACGUGAGGCAUGCAAUCAUGUCUUCACAAUUAUUUUGUCUGAAACCAAGUCAGAUUUGUUCUUUAUCAACACCUAGUGCUCCGACAUCUACAAAAGAAUAUGAAGAGGCGUCUCCUAUUGUGGGAGAUGAUGGAUUCUCUUUUCAAUUUGGGCGAGAUGAGACACUCUCUUUGUUCCAUGCCCUGGGAAAGUUUCUGCAUAACAAACGACAGAUUAAAAAUGAUUCUGAGCCAGAUGGUGCGUUUUGUGUUCAAGAAAGUUUGUUGAGAUUGCCACUUAAAAUGGAGCCUCCAGAAAAGGUUCUAUGUCAAGCACAUGGGCAAGCCAGGUCGAUUGCUGAUUUUCUACAUGAAAACGUUCUUGACUUCAUGAAUGAGGAAGCAAUAGAUGAUGCAUGGCUCGUGGCUUCGUAUUUGGGGGAUGCUGACACUCUCAUUUCUUCUUAUGAUGGAAUCCUAGCUAGACAUAACGAUGCAGAAAAUAUUUUACACCUGGCUGCUGCUUCAGUUGCCGUCCGUGGGGUAUUAUUUGGCAACUCUCAUCCAUUGUCUUCCAGGUGGCAUGCUAUUCGUAGACCAAAGCUUUGGCAAACCGAGGGAUCUUCAUUGUUCAAUAAGACCGAGAUGGCAAAACAAAGAUUUAUUGCUUAUGGUGGGCUCAGUUCGGCUGAUAUUUCAGUAGUUGCCACCGAGUACCUACCUGCGUUGAAGUGGCUUGGUAGUAGUGCAACCGGAGAUCAUGAAAAUUUACAGGUGUUGACAGAAGUAAAUGCAGAUUUUGAUUUAGUGGAUUCCGGAGAUGAAAUUGAGGAUUGGUAAAUUAGAUAGGCACCUCGUUAUGUAAGCAAAUCCCAAUAUGAUUGGCAGUCUUGCUCCACACCAAGUUCGGUUUUGUAAAAUGUUAUGAACUUCUCUUCAUUAUUCAAAUAUUAAUAUGAAAUUGAGUACAAAUUAUCGUCUUUGUUACAGAAA